Molecule: messenger RNA, 1703 nt
Organism: Contarinia nasturtii (swede midge)
Lineage: Eukaryota; Metazoa; Arthropoda; Insecta; Diptera; Cecidomyiidae
Product: carcinine transporter
Exons: 10
Coding region: 40-1491 (483 amino acids)
Biological process (GO): transmembrane transport
Cellular component (GO): membrane
Molecular function (GO): transmembrane transporter activity
Source: RefSeq, a predicted model, not a curated record
ACCGAUGUCAAAGGCGUAAGUACAUUCAGCAAGUGUAAAAUGUACGACGUAAACUGGACAACUAUUCAGUCGUGGGAUUAUGAGAAUUGGAAUUCAACAAGGCAUCACGAAAAACUCAAUGUUUUAGAUUGUGAUGUUCGAGAAUUCGAUAAACAAUGGUAUCAAAGCACAAUCGUGUCUCAGGAGGAUUGGGUGUGUUCGAAAGAUAUGUAUCAAACAAAUACAUUUGCGCUGAAUCGCAUCGGUGAAGUAAUCGGAACAUUUUUUUUCGGUCAACUUGGCGAUAGGUUUGGCAGGAAAAUUAUUUUCUACGUUAGUGUUUCGUCGAUUGUACUUGGCCGCGUUGCAAUGAUGUUCACAACAUCUCACUUCACUUGGUUUUCAAUUGUAUCAGUUUUCGGCAGCUUUUGUGCGAUAUCACUCUUUCAAUCACCAUUUAUUAUUGCAAUGGAAAUAUCUAAGCCAGACGAUCGAGCGAAUGUGGCAAUCAUUCAAAAUCUGGCGUGGACAUUAGGCUUAUGUAUUUUGCCCUUUAUAUACUGGAUCGUUGGCGACUGGUUUUCUUUCUUCGUUAUAACAUCACUACCAUUGCUCAUUUUCAUUUUCAUUCCAACUUACAUGAUUGAGUCUCCGCGCUGGUUGGCUAAUCGCGGAAAACUGGACAAAGCAGCACAUUAUUUGAAUCGCAUCGCGAAAAUCAAUAAAAAGUCCAUCCAUUUGACUGAAAAAGGUCUGCGAACGUUGAUACCAAAUGAUGAACCUGAAAAAAUUUACGGAAUGUUGUCACUAUUCAGUGGAUUUCGUUUAGCGAAAAAUACAACGAUUUUAAUUAUCUGCUGGAUGAUUUGCACACUUGCUUAUUUCACAUUAAUUUUGUACAUAUCACAAGCCGAUGGAAAUCCAUUUUUGAAUUUCUUCAUACAGAGUGCAAUCGAGGCGCCUGCAUUUUUUCUUGGAACUUAUAUGGCAAAUACUCUUGGUCGACGAUGGACAAACUCAUUUUCUUUCAUUUUGGCAUCUCUCUUCUGCAUUCCUACCAUCAUUCUUGCUAAUUACGUUGAGUGGGAGUAUAUCGCUACAUGCUCGGUAAUCGUUGUGAAGUUUUGGCUUGCAAUCACAUUUUUUGUAAUCAAUUUACAAGCCAUGGAAACGUAUCCAACGUGCUUACGUCAGACUGGUCUUUCAAUUGGCACAAUCGGAUCGAAUAUUAUUGGAAUUUUGGGUCCUUACAUCGUCUAUUUGGGCACCAAAUACGACAGCCGAUAUCCAAUUAUGAUAUUAUUUGCACUAUGUCUGAUCGGUUCAAUAGCAGGCCUGUUCCUGCCCGAAACACUCUAUCAAAAGCUUCCCGAUUCAAUGGCCGAGGCGAGAAUGUUCGGUGCUGAUCAAAAAUUCUGGAGCCUCCCAAAAAGAUCCAAAGAAAGUGCCGAAAAAGAGAAAAAUCAUAAUAUCACCGCUGAUGAACUGGAAAGACUUAAUCCAUUACUGUAAAUAUAUUUAUUGUGGUAUAAAUUCAAUUCAUUGCAUCUCCAAAAAUUGGAGCGCAAUACGCGCAUUUCAAUUCACAUAAGAUGAAUACGAUUAGCAAAUAAAUAUCUAUAACUUGUGUAUUAUUUUUUUAAAUUACAAUUGCAUUUGUUUAUUCUUUCCGCUAAGUUAGAUGUGAUGUAAAAAAAGAACAAUAAAAUACUGUCUUCAAACUA